UCACAUUUGUUUGAAUGAUGAGCAUCAAAACCUGAUCGUAGACCCUGUCAACUGGUGGUUCCUUCUCCUUUAUUUCUCUUUCUUUCGCCGCCGGGAUGCGCCCUGUAACCCAACUCUCUGUCAUUCGUUACCUGGACGGGACAAGUUUAAGGGUUCCUUGGAGGUAAUUUUCUUUCUCAGAGAUGUCUCGGCAGCCUACAGCCCCAGCAUAUCAGAAAUCGAAGACCCUCGACAAUAAAUAUCUGCUGGGAGAUGAGAUUGGGAAAGGAGCAUAUGGUCGGGUUUACAAGGGUUUGGACUUGGAGAACGGAGACUUUGUUGCAAUUAAACAAGUUUCCUUGGAGAAUAUUGCUCAGGAAGACCUCAACAUCAUCAUGCAAGAGAUUGAUCUGUUGAAGAUGUUGAAUCAUAAAAACAUUGUAAAGUAUCUCGGAUCUUCAAAGACAAAGACUCACCUGCAUAUAAUCCUUGAAUAUGUGGAGAAUGGCUCACUUGCGAAUAUUAUCAAGCCAAAUAAAUUUGGACCUUUUCCAGAAUCAUUGGUUGCUGUUUAUAUUGCACAGGUAUUGGAAGGCUUGGUUUAUCUACAUGAACAGGGGGUAAUCCAUCGAGAUAUUAAAGGUGCAAACAUAUUGACAACUAAAGAGGGUCUCGUUAAACUUGCUGAUUUUGGUGUAGCUACAAAAUUGACUGAGGCUGAUGUCAAUACUCAUUCUGUUGUUGGAACACCAUAUUGGAUGGCCCCAGAGGUUAUAGAGAUGUCUGGGGUUUGUGCUGCCUCUGACAUUUGGAGUGUUGGCUGUACUGUUAUUGAACUUCUUACAUGCGUACCCCCUUAUUUUGAUCUACAGCCUAUGCCAGCACUCUUUCGUAUUGUUCAGGAUGAACAUCCUCCACUUCCAGAUAGCUUGUCUGCUGACAUGACUGAUUUUUUGUGCCAAUGCUUUAAGAAGGAUGCUAGGCAAAGGCCAGAUGCUAAAACUUUGCUCUCUCAUCCUUGGAUACAGAACUGUAGACGUGCUCUGCAGUCAUCACUUCGUCAUGGCAGAACAAUAAAAAAUAUAGUGGAAGAUGAUUCAGUGGCCGCAGAGGUUCCUGGUGUUGAUCAUAUGAGAUCUGGUGAAAGUUCCUCUGUGGGGAGAUUGGUUAUUGAUGAUGAUUCAGCUAAACAGUUGUCAACUGAGGCUUCUGAUAGAAGGAAACCUGAUGCCAAUAAUUCAAAUUCUCAUUUGCUUGAUGAGUCAAUCGAGAAGCCAGUUCCAUCUGAUCAAGUUCUUGCCUCGUCCAUUUCUGAGAGGUCAUCUCCACCAAGUGGUCCUAACAAAAUUUCUUCUAAUGAAGAAGAGGGAAGAUCCGAGCUCACUGGUGAUCACAACAUUGCUCAUCCAAGAGAGAACGAAGAAAUGAUGAAUGGAUAUCAGCAAUCAGAAGUGGACAGAAAGCUGGGAGGAAAAGGCAGUUCAAUUAACAAUGGUGAUAAAUCAACUAUUUUUGGACUAAAAAGUCAAGUUAUUGUUUCCCUGAAGGCUAGGAAGAUGUCACAACUUAUGGAGGGAAAUGAGCUGAGUAGAUUUACUGACCCUCCUGGAGAUGCCUCUUUAGAUGAUCUGUUUCAUCCGUUAGAUAAGCACCCUGGGGAGCUGGCAGCUGAAGCUUCCACGUCUGCAUCCACGUCAAAUGUUGGGAAAGCUAUUGCAUCUAUGAAUAAUCCUGGGAAGAAUGAGCUGGCUAGAGAGUUGAGGGAUACAAUUGCUCGGAAACAGUGGGAAAAGGAGAGUGAAAUUGGACAGGCAAACAAUGGUGGGAACCUGUUGCAGCUAAUGAUGGGAGUUCUAAAAGAUGAUGUGGCUGAUAUAGAUGGUUUGAUCUUUGAUGAAAAACUUCCUGGAGAAAAUCUCUUUCCUCUACAGGCUGUUGAGUUCAGCAAAUUAGUUGGGUCAUUAAGACCAGAAGAACCAGAAGAAGUAAUUGUUUCUGCAUGUCAGAAACUUGUUACUAUCUUUCUGCAACGUCCAGAGCAGAAGAUUGUUUAUAUUACUCAGCAUGGCUUACUUCCUCUAACAGACUUGCUCGAUGUUCCUAAAACUCGUGUUAUAUGUUCGGUGCUUCAACUUCUAAAUCAAAUAAUCAAGGAUAACACUGAUUUUCAAGAAAAUGCUUGUCUAGUUGGAUUGAUUCCCGUUAUAAUGAGCUUUGCCGCACCUGAUCGUCCUCGGGAGAUUCGUAUACAAGCAGCUUAUUUUUUGCAGCAGCUUUGUCAAUCGAGCUCUUUGACAUUGCAAAUGUUCAUAGCUUGCCGUGGAAUACCUGUUUUGGUGGGAUUUCUUGAGGCUGACUAUGCCAAGUAUAGGGAAAUGGUUCAUCUGGCUAUUGAUGGCAUGUGGCAGGUCUUUAAGCUUCAGCGAUCUACCCCUAGAAAUGAUUUCUGCUGCAUAGCUGCAAAGAACGGAAUACUCCUUAGGCUCAUAAACACCCUUUAUAGCUUAAAUGAGGCAACUCGACUAGCUUCAGCAUCUGUUGGGAGUGGACAGAAUGAGACACUGUUAUCUUCCGUAGAUCAGCAAGAUCUCCCGUCAGAGAGGUAUGGAAUAAUUGAUCAUCAAUUGGAACCUUCACAUGCAUCGAGCUUCCAUCUUCAAAAAUCAGAUGCUAGUUACCUUGUGGGUGAUAUGACUCAAUUUAACAUUGCGGCUGCGGAAGUUACAUUGUCAGAAAAAAGUCCAAUUCUAGUUUCUAGGGAUUCAUCAGUUGAUCAAUGGAAAACUGAUCCUUCUCAGGGAGAUCUUGAACUUAGACAGCAACGUAUCAAUACUACCACUAAUCGGACAUCAACUGAUUGCCCUCAAAAACUAACAGAACGUGCAUCAAAUGGUUUAUCAAUGUCAGCUACCACACAAGAAGAACAAGUUAGGCCUCUUCUUGGCCUGCUAGAGAAAGAGCCUCCGUCUCGACGCUUCUCUGGACAGCUCGAGUAUGUUCGUCAGUUAUCAGGAUUAGAAAGACAUGAAAGUGUUCUCCCUUUAUUACAUAGCUCUGAUAAGAAACCUAAUGGCGAACUAGAGUUUUUGAUGGCAGAAUUCACAGAUGUAGCUCAACGGGGAAGAGAAAAUGGGAAUCUUGACUCCAGUGCUAGAAUGUCUUUCAAAGCUGUUCCAAAGAGAUUAGGGUCUUUAGCAUCUAAUUAUGUAGCUGUUCCAACAUCUGGGAGUGUAUUGCGGACAACUUCAGGUGUAUUGAAUGCUAGACAAGGUGAUGAAACUUCUACUGGGUUACUUUCCCACACAGUGUCAUCAUCGAAUGCAGAUGAUGCGAGGGAGUACCUGGAAAAAGUUUCAGAUCUUCUUUUGGAGUUUUCUCAAGCAGAUACAAUAGUAAAGUCAUACAUGUGCAGCCAAAGCUUGCUAGGUCGGCUUUUCCAGAUGUUCAAUAGAGUGCAGCCUCCUAUUCUGUUAAAGGUACUGAAGUGUGUUAAUUAUCUGUCAACUGAUGCUAAUUGCUUAGAGAAUCUUCAACGUGCAGAAGUAAUAAAGUACUUGAUACCGAAUCUUGAACUCAAGGAAGGGUAUCUUGUAUCACAAAUACAUCAUGAGGUCCUGAACGCACUGUUCAAUUUAUGCAAGAUAAAUAAGAGAAGGCAAGAACAAGCUGCUGAAAAUGGGAUCAUUCCCCAUUUGAUGCACUUCAUCACAUCAAAUUCUCCCUUGAAACGAUAUGCCUUGCCUUUAUUGUGUGACAUGGCUCAUGCUUCUCGCAAUUCAAGUGAGCAAUUAAGAGCACAUGGUGGUCUGGAUGUGUAUUUAGACCUUCUUGAGGAUGAGUUUUGGUCUGUCACAGCAUUAGAUUCUAUUGCUGUUUGCUUAGCUCAUGACAAUGACAAUAGGAAAGCUGAACAAGCGCUGCAGAAAAAAGAUGCAGUUCAGAAGCUCAUUAAGUUUUUCCAGUGCUGUCCUGACCAGUACUUUGUGCACAUUCUGGAGCCGUUCUUGAAAAUCAUCACAAAAUCUGCACGUAUCAACACCACACUAGCUGUAAAUGGUUUGACAUGCUUGCUCAUUGCAAGGCUUGAUCAUCCAAAAGCUAUCGCUCGUCUAAAUUUACUAAAGCUGAUCAAGGCUGUCUACGAACACCAUCCACAGCCAAAGAAGUUGAUUGUGGAGAAUGAUUUGCCUCAGAAACUUCAGAGCUUAAUAGAGGAACGGCGAGACGGACAAAGUUCAGGAGGCCAAGUGUUGGUCAAGCAAAUGGCCACUUCAUUACUUAAAGCUCUGCAUAUAAACACCGUAUUAUAAAUGUAGGUCCCCGAAUCUGUUCCCUCUCGAAUGUAUUUUUAUGGAAAUCCAAUCAUUAACAUGUAAAUAUUUGUAGUUAUUAGAGAUAGGAUUUGAUAAAAUUUAUUUUUAUCUCUCUAUCUUCGACCCAAAUUGAUUCCGGUAGCUGUAUUUAUUCCUUCAUGAAAUAUAAGAAGUUAUUUUGACUCCCUUUCCGCA
Messenger RNA from Neltuma alba, 4487 nucleotides. RefSeq names its product MAP3K epsilon protein kinase 1-like. Bases 183 to 4289 code for a protein of 1368 amino acids. The transcript is spliced from 24 exons. Gene Ontology annotation, biological process: protein phosphorylation. The record is from RefSeq and is a predicted model, not a curated record. Gene Ontology annotation, molecular function: ATP binding; protein kinase activity; protein binding. NCBI's taxonomy places the organism in Eukaryota, Viridiplantae, Streptophyta, Magnoliopsida, Fabales, Fabaceae.